AUGGCGCCUCCAAAAAAGAAUGGUUCCAUAACAAGUUUCUUCAAGCCGGUACAGCAGCAGGCGCCCCAGAUGCCUUCUUCUCCGGCAAAGCCUGUGGUCGCCAGUCCAUCCACGUCUCCGCUCAGCUCACCACCGGUUCAGGCGUCCAUCAGUGUUGAGAUCGCAGCGUCUGAUGAUGACGGUUGCGAUGGGGCCCAAGAUGAUAAAAUGGACUCGUCCGAUGACGAAGAUGAGCUCGAGGACUUCAUGGCCAAGUUUAAUCCCAGGAAGAACGCACCGCAAACCCCACCACGAAAGUCAUUUCAAACGCCUGGGUCGAAGAGGACAAUGACCGGGCAUUCAUCCCCGUCACUUUCGAGCGAUUCUAGACCGCAGUUCCUUUUUGACAUGAAUACAUUACUCAGGGACUCGCUGCAGGACGAAGCGAUAAAUAAUAGUUUCAUCAAGGCCAAAGAAUCCCGUGAGGAAAGCCGACCUGAUCAGCCCGCUGAGAAUGGCUUGGAUAAGGACCAGGCUUUCAUGAACGUGGUUAAAGACCAGGGUGGACAGAACGCUCACAAGAUCCUUCGAGCUGUUCAGAGAGCAGAAGAUUCAGGUCCAAAGCGUCCACGGUUCUUCUUUUUCAAAACAUUUCAUACGCCUCCUGCUGCACCCAAGCCUCCCCAGGGCAUAAUAUCAGGCCCUUGGCAUCUAUUAGCCCAUGAAGAUGAGCAAACUCGCGAACAGUUUCUAACAUCUGGGCUACCAAUCACCUUGGCUCUAAAAGGCAAAAUCCUUCCAGAGGAGCUCUUCCAAUGGAUCUUGGAUGAUUUCUGUUGUAGUAAAUCGAUCCUAGUACGAGAAGAGUACUGUCGGCUACUCUCCACCCACCCGACUCAUAUAGAGUCCCUGAUUACCAUCGAAAGACUAGAUCAACUAUUCUCUAAUCUCGGGUGUAUUGACAUUCCACGCCUCAAACAAGAUGUUCUCGAAACCUCAAUGUCUGCAGAAGAUUCAUACGCAAAUCGUGACUGGUCCAAUCUCCGAUCAUUCUUGGAACUUCUAUCUCUACUAUCAGGAUCUCUUUCGACACCGUCUCUUCACCACGCCAUUCAAAUGCUUCUCAAGAUGUCUAUAGACAAGUUCCUCAUAUGCAACAUUGAUCUUGUGGUCGAAUAUGGAAGAACGAUUGAGGUGCUUCUUGAUAGCUUACCAGAUUCAUCAUGGAGCUCGUUUUGUCUACAAACUACCAAACUUCUAUUCACUGGUUUUACAAUCAACUCCCUCCGUCUAAACUCUCUUCUAUGCCUUCCACUCAGCAGCGAGAGGGCGCGGAAUCUCAGGCGCAGACUUGCUACAGCCUUUUUCUUCAACGAUCCCAACCUUGGGAACCGUGAGCCCACAGAUAUCGUCACUGUCGAGCGCUGCAUCACUCGUUUGAAAGAACCAGACUUGACCGUUACUCGGAAGACGGACUUCGAGGAACUGAGAGCAAAGAUCAUCUUUCUUGACAUAGCUAUCGCCAGCGGGUCAUUCUCCCCCUUUGAAAAUGCAGAAAACGAGAAGAUUUUUAAUGAGCAGGUCGACGAACUUGCAGCCAUUCUAGCCGCAUUGACUCGGAAGAUCAACGACUCGGGCAUGAAACUUUCUCGAGCCGAAGCCAAGAGUGUGAUUGAGUGGAUUCAAAAACGCAUUUCCUUGUCAGUUCGCACGAAGCGCCAGAGAAAGGCGGAUAUAUUCCAGACCCUAGAUAGAGCCGAGGACCCCUCCAUACCGCAACAGCGCGCGUACAUGCAAAACUUCCUCAAAAAGGCCUAG
Messenger RNA from Clonostachys rhizophaga, 1797 nucleotides. The record is from the annotation of a GenBank genome assembly. Lineage: Eukaryota; Fungi; Ascomycota; Sordariomycetes; Hypocreales; Bionectriaceae.